Molecule: messenger RNA, 1005 nt
Organism: Asparagus officinalis (garden asparagus)
Lineage: Eukaryota; Viridiplantae; Streptophyta; Magnoliopsida; Asparagales; Asparagaceae
Product: serine/threonine-protein phosphatase 7 long form homolog
Exons: 6
Coding region: 1-1005 (334 amino acids)
Biological process (GO): meristem maintenance; meristem development
Source: RefSeq, a predicted model, not a curated record
AUGCCUCGAGGAAAUAUUAAGUUGAAGUGGUUGAGAGAGAUCUUCUCAGUACCGUUGCCUGUUGAUGCCCCACAAAUUUUGGUUGACCAACAUGCACGUGCAUACAUUAUGCACAUGAUUGGUACUAUAUUAUUUCCAGAUUCAAGUAAAGAUAAAGUGCAUGCGAGGUGGUUACCACUCCUCGAGGACUUGGACGUAUGUGGUACAAAAUCGUGGGGUAGUGCCGUUUUGGCGUAUUUAUAUAGAGAGAUGUCAAAAGUGGCACUUAUGCAAAACAGUGAGCUUAAAGGGUGUCUAAGCUUAUUGCAAGUAUGGGCAUGGGAGAGACUUCAUUUGAAGCCGAGACUAUGCACGCAUUUACAAUUAGAUGGACAAAUUCCACUGGGAUGCAGAUGGAAUGUCGAAAAAUGCUAUGACGAGACCCCGGCUAGACAAUUGGAUUUCUACCGGAAUGAGCUUGACCGUAUGAAGAUUUUUCAGAUGGAAUGGGAGCCCUACACCCAAUUUCUACCUCAGCUACCCCCAAUAUGCACAGAAUACCAAGUUGUAUGGAGAGCUAGAGUUCCUCUUAUAUGUUUGGAGAUAGUAGAAAUGCAUGUACCGGACCGCGUGCUUCGACAAUUUGGUCGUGCACAACAUGUUCCGCAGUUUGUUGAAAAGAUAGAGAGGAAGGCAAAAAAAGGAGGCCAGCAAAUAAACUGGAUGAUCGUGCAUCAAGCUUUUAUACACAGAUGGAAUGAUAGGCAUUUUUGCAUUGUCAACCAAAUUGAACCAACUCCUCGGGAAUCAGAUUACUACACUUGGUAUUGGGGCAUAACCCGAAGAUGGAUACUUCAUUCAACCACAAUACCGGUUGAGUCGCAAAGAGGAUAUGUGCCCCAGGGUAUAGAUGAGAGAGAACUAGUAUCAGCAAUAGAUGAAGUUCAAACUCUUGCAAAUCGUGGCUUAGAAUUGGCUCGAGCAGGUAGAAAUCCCGAAACACAUGAACAUGUAUCAAUAUAUUAG